Molecule: messenger RNA, 1197 nt
Organism: Cercopithifilaria johnstoni
Lineage: Eukaryota; Metazoa; Nematoda; Chromadorea; Rhabditida; Onchocercidae
Source: the annotation of a GenBank genome assembly
AUGUAUCAGCUGUGCGCGCGAAUAGAGAGGGAAGGGUCAAAGGGCAUUACAGACGAUGAGGGACCAUUAUUAGUGAAUGCAUCCCAGAAAGAAAAAUCUUAUGCUGUCAAAGCUAUUCAACAUUGGCAAGUGAGGAUGGAUCGAAUGAGAGAUUCUCUGAAUUCAAUGAAUGAUGAAACUAGUAUUUUGAUCGAAAGUCAACCAAUCACCGGUCAUGCGAUGCAUCCGAAUACGUCUGUAAGUUACGACAGUGGUAUUGGUAUUGGAAUGAAUAUACGGGUGAAUCGUAUGACUGGUAUGGAUUCGCCAAAUGGUUCAAAUUAUGAUAUUUCAGUGACUGAAAUUAUGUUGCGUCGCUUGCAUCUUAGGAGUCUUCCAUCUGAUGAAUCAAGUGAUACCGGAGAUGAAAACAAGGAGAAUAUUUCUCCAAUUCUCGAGCCAACUCAUAAUGUCAGGGCGAGUACUCCUAUUCAUCGUGAUCCGCAAUCCGUUGGCACGGAAAACAUUGUACGAAUUUUUUCACGACCAAUACUUAACGAACAGGAAAGAGAGCGUACACCAUCUGGCUCUUCACCUGUGGGAUCUGAAUCGGUUGUAUUACGCUCACCGCUUCAUUUUUCUAAUUUGUCUCCUAUUCGUGCCACACCCAGACACUCACCAGUGCGGCGCCGAAUAAGGACAGUAACAACAGAGGAAGCAGUGGAUUCCGUAUCUUUGGAAGAUUUGCCAGAAAUAAGUCCUUUUGGACCAAAUGGUACUCCACCGCGAACGCCCUCCCCAAUGUCCUUUGCUGAAAUCCACAAUGAUUCGGGACAUGGGAAUUCGAACGAAGUUACCAUCAACGAGCCGAGCGCAAAUGAACGUUCUAUGAUCAUGGAGGUAGCAGAUAUGACAACAAGCGCGGAUUUUGUUACUCCGCCUUCUAGACCUCCGCUUCCGCCUAUGGCCCCAAGAAAAAAGAAGAUGGAUAAGAGUUCUGUGCGAGCCAUUGAUAGCCCUUCAUUUUUUCCAAAAACUACAGUACGUUUAGGAUUGAAGGAAUCACGAUUUAUGCCUUCUCCCACUAAUAGCAAUAUAUCGUCCAUGGUACUUCGAUCGGCACUGAAGCCACGUCGUUCAACACGUAUUAAAAGAAUGCCGAACCGUUACAGUAUCGAUCAUCGUUCUGAUUUACAUAAGAAGCCAAGAAAAAUAUAA